Molecule: messenger RNA, 1793 nt
Organism: Aspergillus sclerotioniger CBS 115572
Lineage: Eukaryota; Fungi; Ascomycota; Eurotiomycetes; Eurotiales; Aspergillaceae
Gene: gmtA
Product: GDP-mannose transporter
Exons: 4
Coding region: 155-1300 (381 amino acids)
Biological process (GO): transmembrane transport
Cellular component (GO): Golgi apparatus
Molecular function (GO): GDP-mannose transmembrane transporter activity; antiporter activity
Source: RefSeq, a predicted model, not a curated record
UUUUUAUUUCCUUUUUGACCUUCGCUCCGGCGCCGCCACUAAGUAUCACUUCGUUCCCGUUUCGUCUCUCGCCUCUGCCACGACUCGUCCCUUUCCCGCAGACGAUAUCGUUCUUCCUGCUCCCACCGCACAGACAUUCGUUGAGUCAAUCACCAUGGCGGAAGGCAAGAAGACGGACGACUACACGAUCCAGAUGGAUUCGAUAGACCAGGGCAAGAGUUUCGAGGCACCGCCGCCACCGCCUCAGCCUCGGAGUCCGCCAUCAGGCUCGCUUUCCAACAACCCCAUCUUGCCAGUCCUGGCCUAUUGUGGAUCGUCGAUUUUGAUGACUGUCAUGAACAAAUAUGUCUUGUCAGGCACCGAUUUUAACCUCAACUUUUUCCUCCUCUGCAUUCAGUCUCUCGUUUGUAUCAUCGCGAUUCAGACCUGUAAAUCAUGUGGCCUAAUCACUUAUCGCGACUUCAGUGCGGACGAGGCCAGAAAGUGGUUUCCGAUCACUCUGCUCCUGAUUGGCAUGAUUUACACCGGCUCUAAGGCCCUUCAAUUCCUCUCGAUUCCCGUAUACACUAUUUUCAAGAACCUGACAAUCAUUCUCAUUGCUUACGGAGAGGUGCUGUGGUUCGGUGGUUCGGUCAGCGGUCUUACCCUGUUCUCCUUCGGUCUGAUGGUCAUGAGCUCUAUCAUUGCCGCCUGGGCCGAUAUCAAGCACGCUGUUGAAAGCACUGGCGAUGCGACCGCCAAGGUCUCAACUUUGAAUGCUGGCUAUAUCUGGAUGUUGAUCAACUGCAUCUGUACAUCAUCCUAUGUGUUGGGCAUGCGCAAGCGGAUCAAGCUCACCAACUUCAAGGACUUUGACACGAUGUUCUACAACAACCUUCUAUCGAUACCCGUUCUGAUCGUUCUGUCCGGCGUUCUGGAGGACUGGUCGUCCACCAAUGUCAACCGCAACUUUCCCCCGAUGGAUCGCAACAGUAUCAUGUUUGCCAUGAUUCUUUCCGGUUUGUCGUCCGUGUUUAUCUCAUACACCUCCGCCUGGUGUGUUCGCGUCACCUCAUCGACUACUUACUCCAUGGUUGGAGCUCUGAACAAGCUGCCAAUUGCUAUUUCAGGACUCAUCUUCUUCGAUGCUCCUGUCACCUUCCCCAGCGUUUCGGCUAUAGUUGUCGGCUUUGUUAGCGGUAUCGUUUAUGCUGUGGCCAAGAUCAAACAAAAUGCUAAGCCAAGAACUGGUGUUUUGCCGACCGCCAAUCCCCCAGUCAGCGCCAGCAGCCAGAGUAUGAGAGACUCGCUGCGAUCUUGAAAGGAGCGCCUAGAGAAUAAUGGUGCAGCCGGUCGUCACGGCCGACUUCGCCCUCGUUAAAGUUUCUAUAUCGAGAGCGAGACUGCUCGUUGCUCGCAUGUGAUAUGUGAUUCUUGUUUCCUUGUAAUUGGCUGGGCUGUUUUUCUAGCCCUGAAUCACAGCCAUCAGUCCUGCCUUGGCAGGUGCUGGUGGUUCUGUACUUUAUCUUCACAUGUCGAGCUACAUGGGAGGUUUUCUCUUACUACCCUCGGCCAUUUAAGUCUUUUCAAGUAUCUGCCCCGAUCAUGACCCUUUUCACAUAUUCAUUUUUUUGUUUCGGGCUGGCAGAUGGCUUUGUUUGAGUAUCAUCUAGUAAUGUUGUGGAUUCACAUGAUAUGCGUUUAUUUCUGAUCAUGGCAUGAUCUGUGUUCUCAUCUGUGACAAGCCUGUAUAUAAAAAGGUUUCUUAUGUCUUUUUAAUAAGCUUAUAGAAAGCGUGUUUUGGAUGACAUGGC